AUGACGGGGAAAGCGGGGGAAGCGCUGAGCAAGCCCAAAUCUGAGACAGUGGCCAAGAGUACCUCGGGGGGCGCCCCGGCCAGGUGCACAGGUUUUGGCAUCCAGGAGAUCCUAGGCUUGAACAAGGAGCCUCCUAGCUCCCACCCGCGGGCUGCCCUCGACGGCCUGGCCCCGGGGCACUUGCUGGCUGCGCGCUCCGUGCUCAGUCCGGCAGGAGUGGGCAGCAUGGGGCUGCUGGGGCCCGGGGGACUUCCCGGCUUCUACGCACAGCCCACCUUCCUGGAAGUGCUGUCCGAUCCGCAGAGCGUCCACUUGCAGCCACUAGGCAGAGCGUCGGGGCCACUGGACACCAGCCAGACGGCCAGCUCGGAUUCCGAAGAUGUUUCCUCCAGUGACCGAAAAAUGUCCAAAUCGGCUUUAAAUCAGACCAAGAAACGCAAGAAGCGGCGACACAGGACAAUCUUUACUUCCUAUCAGCUAGAGGAGCUGGAGAAGGCGUUCAAUGAAGCCCACUACCCAGAUGUCUAUGCCCGGGAGAUGCUGGCCAUGAAAACGGAACUGCCAGAAGACAGAAUACAGGUUUGGUUCCAGAACCGCAGAGCCAAGUGGAGGAAGAGAGAAAAGUGCUGGGGCAGGAGCAGCGUCAUGGCUGAGUACGGGCUCUACGGGGCCAUGGUCCGGCACUCCAUCCCCCUGCCUGAGUCCAUCCUCAAGUCUGCCAAGGACGGCAUCAUGGACUCCUGUGCCCCGUGGCUACUGGUUCAAGAUGGCUUUCCCAGGCGCUUUUCUAAACCCGAAUACCAACAAUUCUUUUUAGGGAUGCACAAAAAGUCGCUGGAGGCAGCAGCUGAGUCGGGAAGGAAGCCUGAGGUGGAACGGCAGACCCUGCCCAAGCUCGACAAGAUGGAGCAGGAGGACAGGGCUCCAGAUGCCCAGGCAGCCAUCUCCCAGGAGGAACUGAGGGAGAACAGCAUUGCGGCCCUCAGAGCCAAAGCUCAGGAGCACAGCACCAAGGUUCUGGGGACUGUGUCAGGGCCGGACAGCCUGGCCAGGAACGCUGAGAAGCCAGCAGAGGAGGAAGCCAUGGAUGAAGAUAGGCCAGCAGAGAAGCUCAGCCCACCACAGCUGGAGGACAUGGCUUAG
Microtus ochrogaster (prairie vole) is the source of this 1143-nucleotide messenger RNA. RefSeq names its product visual system homeobox 2 (gene Vsx2). Gene Ontology annotation, biological process: regulation of transcription by RNA polymerase II. NCBI's taxonomy places the organism in Eukaryota, Metazoa, Chordata, Mammalia, Rodentia, Cricetidae. The record is from RefSeq and is a predicted model, not a curated record. Gene Ontology annotation, molecular function: sequence-specific double-stranded DNA binding; DNA-binding transcription factor activity, RNA polymerase II-specific. Gene Ontology annotation, cellular component: nucleus.